AUGACAUUCUCGAGUUUCAGAGAAACUAGUGGCCCUAGAACCUUAUACGAUAAAGUUUUCGACGCUCACGUCGUUCACAAAGAUGAUGACGGCUCAUACUUAUUAUACAUUGACAGACACAUUAUUCAUGAAGUCACAUCCCCUCAAGCCUUCGAAGGUUUGGAAAAUGCUGAUAGAAAAGUUAGAAGAAGAGAUUGUACCUUAGCCACAGUUGACCAUAAUAUUCCAACAGAGUCAAGAAAAGAUUUCGAAUCGAUUGAUACAUUCAUUAAGCAAGCUGACUCUCGUCUCCAAGUGAAGACCCUUGAAAAAAACGUCAAGACGCAUAAUGUUCCAUAUUUCGGUAUGACUGAUCCAAGACAAGGUAUUGUCCAUACCAUUGGUCCAGAACAAGGUUUCACAUUACCUGGUACUACCGUUGUUUGUGGUGAUUCCCAUACAUCGACACACGGUGCCUUUGGUUCAUUGGCAUUUGGUAUUGGUACUUCAGAAGUUGAACAUGUCUUGGCUACUCAAACAAUUAUCCAAGCAAGAUCAAAAAAUAUGAGAAUUAACGUGCCAGGUAAAUUGAACCCAGGUGUCACUUCGAAGGAUUUGAUUUUACAUAUUAUUGGUCAAAUCGGUACUGCCGGUGGUACUGGUUGUGUCAUUGAAUUUGCUGGUGAAGCCAUUGAAUCUUUAUCCAUGGAAGCUCGUAUGUCGAUGUGUAAUAUGUCCAUUGAAGCUGGUGCUAGAGCUGGUAUGAUUAAACCAGAUGAAACUACUUUCAAAUAUACUAAGGGUAGGCCAUUGGCUCCAAAGGGCGCUGAAUGGGUAAAAGCUAUUAAGUAUUGGAAAACCUUGCAUUCUGAUGAAGGUGCUCAUUUCGAUUAUGAUAUUACUAUUAAGGCUGAAGAUGUUAUGCCAACUAUUACUUGGGGUACUUCUCCACAAGACGCUUUACCAAUUUCCGGUUCAGUUCCAGAUCCUGCUAAGGAAAAUGAUCCAAUCAGAAAAGCUGGUAUGGAAAGAGCUUUGAAGUAUAUGGGUCUUGAACCAAACACUCCUUUGAAGAGCAUUAAAAUUGAUAAAGUUUUCAUUGGGUCAUGUACCAAUGCCCGUAUUGAAGAUUUAAGAAACGCAUCUGCAGUUGUUAAAGGCCAUAAGUUAGCUGAUAAUGUUAUUCAAGCCAUGGUUGUUCCAGGUUCUGGUUUAGUUAAGGCUCAAGCUGAAAGGGAAGGUCUAGAUAAGAUUUUUGAAGAAGCUGGAUUUGAAUGGAGAGAAGCUGGUUGUUCCAUGUGUCUUGGAAUGAACCCUGAUAUUUUACAACCCCAUGAACGUUGUGCUUCUACUUCUAACAGAAAUUUUGAAGGUCGUCAAGGUGCUUUGGCUCGUACGCAUUUAAUGUCUCCAGCUAUGGCCGCUGCUGCUGGUAUUUAUGGUCAUUUUGUUGAUAUUAGAGAUCACAAAUAUAGAGAUAAUGAUAUUCCAGCUGUCGCGGUUACAAGUGAAUCUGAAUCUGAAUCUGAAUCACUUGAAGGGAAGGCUUAUGAACACGAUGAACCCAUUCAACCAAGUGAAGCUACUGAAGAAGUUGCCAAUGAUGAAUUGAAAGAUAUUCCAGCUGCUACUACUGCUGUUAAGAAAAGCCAAGCUCCAACUGCAUCGGGUAUGAAACCAUUUGUGAAAUUGGAUGGUCUUGCUGCACCAUUGGAUAAGGCUAAUGUUGAUACUGAUGCCAUUAUUCCAAAACAAUUCUUGAAAACAAUUAAGAGAACUGGUUUAAAGAAUGGGUUAUUCUAUGAGUUACGUUUUGUUAAAGAUGAGCAAGGAAAAGAUAAAGAAACAGAUUUUGUUUUGAACGUUAAUCCAUGGAGAAAAGCUGAAGUCUUAGUUGUUACUGGUGAUAAUUUCGGUUGUGGCUCUUCAAGAGAACAUGCUCCAUGGGCUUUGAAAGAUUUCGGUAUUAAAUCUAUUAUUGCUCCAUCGUUCGGUGAUAUUUUCUAUAAUAAUUCUUUUAAGAAUGGUUUAUUGCCAAUUAGAAUUGAACAAAGUGUUAUCCUUGAAAAAUUAAUUCCAAUUGCUCAAAAGGGUGGUAAUUUAGUCAUUGACUUACCAAAUCAAAACAUUUCAGAUUCUGAAGGUACAGUUUUAGUUGAACACUUUGAUAUUGAACCAUUUAGAAAGCAUUGUUUGGUUAAUGGUUUGGAUGAUAUUGGUCUUACUUUACAAAAGGAAACAUUUAUUACUGAAUACGAAACCAGAAGAAGAGAUAUUUACUCUUUCUUAGAAGGUGGUUCCAGUUUAUUAAGAUUCGAUAAUAUUCCAAAGAAGAAAUUCAAUGCUACAACAUUCAGUAUUGUUCAUGAAAAAUGGUAA
Naumovozyma dairenensis CBS 421 is the source of this 2358-nucleotide messenger RNA. It is a transcript of the gene LEU1, whose product is annotated as 3-isopropylmalate dehydratase LEU1. The transcript has a single exon. Lineage: Eukaryota; Fungi; Ascomycota; Saccharomycetes; Saccharomycetales; Saccharomycetaceae. The record is from RefSeq and is a predicted model, not a curated record. Bases 1 to 2358 code for a protein of 785 amino acids. Gene Ontology annotation, cellular component: 3-isopropylmalate dehydratase complex. Gene Ontology annotation, biological process: L-leucine biosynthetic process. Gene Ontology annotation, molecular function: 4 iron, 4 sulfur cluster binding; 3-isopropylmalate dehydratase activity.